Messenger RNA from Eucalyptus grandis, 759 nucleotides. RefSeq names its product putative pentatricopeptide repeat-containing protein At1g12700, mitochondrial. The transcript has a single exon. Gene Ontology annotation, molecular function: protein binding. The record is from RefSeq and is a predicted model, not a curated record. NCBI's taxonomy places the organism in Eukaryota, Viridiplantae, Streptophyta, Magnoliopsida, Myrtales, Myrtaceae. Bases 1 to 759 code for a protein of 252 amino acids.
AUGUGCAGGAAUGGUGGCGUGUUUUCGAGCGUCGGCGAUGCCCAGCGUUGCUUCGGUGUAAUGAUGAAGACGGACCCUUUGCCUUCCCCCCGGGAUUUCAGUCUUCUGUUGGGUACUGUAGUGAGGAUGAAGCACUACUCCACUGCCAUCCGCUUGAUUGAGCAGCUGCAUUCGUUAGGGGUUGAAGAUAAUCAUUAUUGGCUGACGAUUUCCCUGAAUUGCUUCUGUCGGUUAGAGCGGGUCGAUUUGGGUUUGUCUAUCCUGGGCAGAAUCUUGAAGCUUGGGUUUCCCAUCACUGUGGUGGCAACGAGUACCUUAAUUGAUGGUCUCUUUAUUCAGGGCAAAACUGAUCAAGCACUGAGGUUCCUCGAUGAUAUGGGACGAAAUGGCCCCGAACCUGAUGAGACCACGUAUGCAAUAAUCGCAAAGGGGUUAUGCAGGGCUGGUAACACCAGAUUGGCGAUUGAAUUGCUGAGGGACUGGGAAGAGAGAGGCUGCAGGUUCGAUUCCUUCGCAUAUGGCAUAAUAAUAGAUAGUCUUUGCAAGAAGAGAUUCAUCACUGAGGCCGUGAGACUCCACGAAAGUUUCAGUAGGAAAGGCGUCGAACCAAAUGUUGUUACUUAUAACUCCUUGAUCCACAGUAUGUGCGAUGGAGGCCAGAUGGAAGAUGCUCUCGUAUUGUUGAAAGAGAUGAUGAGCGGAGGCAUCCAACCCAACAUAUUCACUUAUAGCUCCUUGGUUCAUUGCUUAUGCAACUGA